Molecule: messenger RNA, 1851 nt
Organism: Plasmodium gallinaceum
Lineage: Eukaryota; Apicomplexa; Aconoidasida; Haemosporida; Plasmodiidae
Product: conserved Plasmodium protein, unknown function
Exons: 3
Coding region: 1-1851 (616 amino acids)
Source: RefSeq, a predicted model, not a curated record
AUGAAUACAGUUAAAGGAUCAGCUAAAGAGUUAUUCAGACAAAUGAAAGAAGAGUUAAAUUAUAGAAGUAAUUCAAACGAAUUGUAUGAUUUAAUUUCCAAUGUUAGUUCAGAAGGAAAUACUUCAAAAGAUUAUUAUAAUGAAAUGAAAUAUUUAAAAAAGGAUCAAUUAAAAGCUUACAUUUGUAAAUUGAGAAAAGAAAUAAAAAAUUAUAAAAUAAAAGAAACGAACUUUAUUAUAGAGAUUAAAUAUUUAAGAAGAAAAGUUAUAAGGUUGAAAAAUGUAAUAGAAAAUGAUAGAAUAUUUAAAUAUCAGAGAAAUUUUUCCGUAAAAAAUUAUGAAAGAGAAUCAAAUUCAUUACAAAAUAAUUUUUAUAAUUAUAAUAUCAAUAAUUCAGAAAAAAGUUUUAAACCAUAUUCAUCUUCUACCUAUCAUAAUAAUCCUCUUAAAAGUAUUCAUUCUAAUUUAAAAUUUAAAAAUUUUUCUAUAAGAAGUAUUAAUGACAGUAUACAUAAUUCAAGGAGAAGGAGUAUUAAGAAUUAUGAUUCAUGCAGUUUUAAAUAUACUAAUGCAAAUAAUAAUAAAAUGAUACUUCAAAAAAAUGCCUCAAAAAGUAAUUCUAUUAGUUCCUUUUAUAAAGACAAAGGAAGAUAUAAUAAUUCUUUUUAUAUGGAUUACAAGAAUAAAUUAAAUUCAAAUGAUAAUACUCAAAAGAAAAAAUAUUUUCCAAAUAGAAGUUUUUCUUCUAUAUCUAAAUUUGAAUUAAAAAAACAUCUUAUCUCUAAUAAUAAAAAUAUUCGUAAUUUAUCUAGUGAAAUUAAUAAUAUAAUUUCAAAAGGUAUCAAAAAUUAUUAUAAUUCAAAAGAUAGUAUUUUAUCUAAUAAAAAUAUAAAUAUACCACCAAAUAAAUUAUUAGAAAAAUCUUCAAAUAAUGAAAAUUAUACAAAUAAAAAUAAUAAUAAGAUAACCUUAAAUAACUUAAAUAUAAAAGAGAUUAAAAAAAACUAUAAUUGUGAUAUAUAUAAUUAUAAUUACCAUCAAAAUAUUUUAAAUAAAAAAUAUUCUUCUCCAUAUUCAUUCAAAAAAAGUAAGUUAAUUAAUAAUAAUAAAAAAAACACAGAAAAUAUUAUUAAGAGAAAUAUUGAAAAUGUUAGUAGUAAAAUUAUUGAGUUACCACUUUCUGAUAAUGAUUCAAAAAAAAAUAAUUUAAAAAAUAAUAAAAUUAGUAAAAUAAGAAAAAAUGAUAUUAAUUCUAUUAAUAAUAUAAUAAAUAUGAAAAAUGAUAGCGAAAAAAUUCAAAGAAUAGAUAGCACAUCUUCUAAUCAAAAAAUCAAAACAUAUUUAGAAAAAAAUUCUCCAAACAUACACAAUGAAAAAAAUACAAAAAAAAAAAAAAGUAAUAAAGAAAAAUUAUGUAUAACUAAAUUAAAAAAUAAAGAUGAUAAAAAAUAUUCUGAAUUUCAUAAUAGCAUUAAUCAUAUUAAAACUCAAAUUUCUAAUUCGGAAAAAGAAGAAAUUAAAAAAAAACAAAAUAAUUUAUUAAAACUUAAGAAAAAUAUAGAUUUAGAAUUAAAAGAAAAUUUUAGAAAGGAACUAGAACAGUUAAAAAAUAGAAAUAAUAAAUUAAUAUCAAAACCCAAUAAUUUUUAUAAUUUUUCUAUUGAUAGUAGUAGAAGUAGUAGUAGUCAUAAUGAUAACAAUAAUAAUAAAAUAAAUUUAGAAAAAAAAAACUUUAAAUAUAAUAUAAAUAAUAACCCUUUAAGAGAAUCAAAUGUAUUAAAUAUAUCUUUCAAUGAUAUUGAUAAAAGAAUAAGUAAUUUACAAAAUUAUUUGAAAAAUACAAGAAAAUGA